This is a messenger RNA of Xyrauchen texanus (razorback sucker), 3619 nucleotides long. RefSeq names its product major facilitator superfamily domain-containing protein 6-B-like. NCBI's taxonomy places the organism in Eukaryota, Metazoa, Chordata, Actinopteri, Cypriniformes, Catostomidae. Bases 575 to 2944 code for a protein of 789 amino acids. The record is from RefSeq and is a predicted model, not a curated record. Gene Ontology annotation, biological process: antigen processing and presentation of exogenous peptide antigen via MHC class I. Gene Ontology annotation, cellular component: plasma membrane. The transcript has 7 exons.
UAAACAUACGCUGGAAGGACGUCUUUGACAGCCACAUUUCGCUGUUUUUGAAUUCAUCGUCUCGCGCUGGAGCGCCGCGAUUUUGAACGCACGUCAACUGUUUUAAGCGCGUCUCUGGACAUGCUUUCUCGUCUUUACGUUGCGCUGUCUAAUUUAUUUUUUUAUUUUAACUCAAGAACGCGUUCGAUCUGAACGGCCUCUUAAACAUAGACUAUGCUGGGUAACUUCAAACAUUUGAAGAAUUUCCCUCAAUUAAAAUAAACAGGGUGGCACAGGCUCUCAAUGACAUCAAUGGAAAUGAAGGCCGUCCCAUGAACGCUUCGCCGCUGCGCACAUCGCAGGAGGGUGAGAGACUGACGUCAGGUCAAGUGAAAAUAUGGCCAGAGAAUAAACCUGCUCUACCGGAAUACAUCGCUGUUUGAGGAUUAUCCGUAGAAAAGUGCGGAGAUAUCUGUGAUGGUGAUAAAAUGAUGGUUGGACGGAGAGACAGUCUGUUUAUGAAGGGAGCGUCUUCCUUCAGUGCGUGACGGUGAAAUAACAUAAACUUCAAAUAACACAAAUUGGUCACACAGAAAUGGCGAGUGAUCGGGUGGCCAUCCUUACGGAUGACGAGGAGGACCGGAAGAGGAAAUAUGUCCUAUCUGAUCCAUUCAAUACCCUGUCCCUGUCUACCCCACCCAGUCAAACAGCACCCCCAGCCCCUACCAACACACUCCCUUCCCAACCCUCUCAGAGUAUGGGCUGCAUGGAGAGGUGCUGUGCGCGAUUAGACAAUCGUCUCUUGAUAUCCAAGAUCUUCUACUUUUUCUUUUACUCUGCAUAUGGCUCCUUACACCCCUUGCUGGCUGUAUACUACAAGCAACUGGGAAUGACACCCAGCCAGAGUGGCCUGCUAGUAGGGAUCCGUUAUUUCAUUGAGUUUUGCAGUGCGCCAUUCUGGGGCAUUGUGGCGGACCGCUACAAGAAAGGAAAGGCAGUUUUGCUAUUUUCUGUUUUCUGCUGGGUAGUGUUUAACUGCGGUAUUGGCUUUGUCAAGCCAGCAACUAUGAGCUGUGUCAUGAAGGACCCAACUAUGGCGCUACCAGCCAAUUUGACAAAUAAUACGCUAUCUGGCAACCAUACCAGACAACGAAGAUACUUGAUAGAAGGUUUAUAUUCUGAAUAUGGACCUCACUCUAGACACAUUAGAAGUUUGAAUGUAAAUACCACAAACGCUCCCAUUAGUAUGCCAUCUAACUCGACAACAGUGUCGCCCCUUGCCUCUACGGUCACAUCAAAAUCUACCUCUACUACUGUAAUACGAACUACAAGUGCCAACCUCAGAGAGUAUAUCAUAAUCUUCAAUAAGGAACAAGUAGACACUAUAUUCCUCUUGAUUCUGUUGGUGAUUAUUAUCGGCGAGUUCUUCAGUGCCCCAGCUGUGACUAUUGUGGAUACGGUCACACUUCAGUACCUGGGCCAGCACCGGGACCGUUAUGGACUCCAGAGGAUGUGGGGAUCUCUGGGCUGGGGUAUUGCAAUGUUGUCAGUAGGCAUAUGGAUUGACCACACGCACAUCACCAUCUUAAUCCAGGGCUCUGGUUGCAUCCUGCCCGACUACAAGAACUACAUGAUUGCAUUUAUAGCUUUUGGAGUACUGAUGACCUCUGCUCUUAUUGUGGCCACUCAGUUUAACUUUGACAACAGGGUUUACUGGUCAGGUGAGGUGGAAGCUAAGAAGGAGGAUGUGGAAAUACCUCAAGUCAUUCAGGAGGUGACCCUUCCCGAGUCUUCUUCAGAUGAGGCACCUGUGUGUCCUGAAAGCAACCCCCAACAUUUUCCCUUUAAAGACUUGUUCCGAAUACUUUGUGGCAUCCGGUAUGGUACUGUUCUCUUUGUGGCCUGGUUCAUGGGGUUUGGUUAUGGCUUUGUGUUCACCUUCCUCUACUGGCAUCUAGAGGACCUGAAGGGUUCUACCACUCUCUUCGGCGUCUGUUCCGUGCUCAGCCAUUUGUCUGAGCUUGCUGCCUAUUUCACCAGCCACAAACUCAUUGAGCUAGUUGGACACAUCAGAGUCCUCUAUAUUGGGUUGGCCUGCAACACUGCACGCUAUCUGUACAUCUCUUACCUGGAAAACGCAUGGAUAGUUUUACCCAUGGAGGUGCUUCAAGGUUUGACCCAUGCUUCAGUGUGGGCAGCAUGCAUCUCCUAUUUGAGCGCAGCCGUCCCGCCAGCCUUGCGCACCUCAGCCCAGGGGAUCCUGCAGGGUUUACAUCUGGGGCUAGGGAGAGGCUGUGGAGCAAUGCUUGGAGGAGUUUUUGUCAACUUUUUUGGUGCUGCAGAAACCUUCAGAGGCCUUGGAAUGGCCUCGCUGGUCACAUUACUCAUCUUUUCUCUAAUUCAGUGGCUAUUUGGUCAAAAUGAGGAUAAAAAGGGAACAAUGCUGGCUGAGAACAUCCCAGUACCAUCCAGCCCAGUGCCUAUUGCCACUAUUGACUUGCAGAACCAGACUGAGUCUCAAACAAAUCCUGAAUCUAUGACACCUCCAAAGAAGACCAAGCUCCAGGAAGAGCAGGAGGACACCAAUAAGCCCGCCUGGGUGGUGUCUGCUUCUCCCUGGGUUACCAUUGCUUUUGCCCUCUAUCAGAUCAGAGACAUGGUCGCUAUGACGAAGAACAACAACUGUAUUGAAAGUGAACCCCCGCAGGAGACACGUGAGCAAACCUCAGUAAUGCCACCUGCUGAUUUAUCUACAUCAUCACACCCCAAUUCAUCAUGCCCAACAGAAUUUCCCUCCCCAUUCCAGCCUGCUGCCAGUGCAUUUGUUUUUCAAAACACAGAUCUUGUCAGCCCUGUGAAAGUGUCACCUCCAUCCACAGAUAAAAAGGAACCAGCAGAGAACACAACUCCAUUGCCAGGACACUCAAAACAACUUCCCACAAAACCAGAAUCAACAAUGAACUGAUCUUCUUGGGGAUAUGACCUUAUCAUUUAAAAGGGUAGUUCAGUAUUUUUGGCUGAACUAUCCCUUUUAAGACAGACUGUACGAUGGGAUGUGAAUGGUGAGAAUGACUUUGGACAAAAAAAAAAAAAAAACAUUGUCAACGUGUAUGCUGUUUUAAGGGUUUUGUUUGCCGAGGCAAUACAAUCAAUAUGCUUUGCACUGCCAGUGGAUGUCUUAUCUUUGGUCCAGAUUGCUCGAAGGUCAAAGACAAUGAUGAACACUACACAUUACAAACUGUUUAAUUGUCUGUAAGCAAACAGUUGAGGUGGCCCAGCUUCAGCAUAUUAUACCUGGGAUUCAGUGUUUCAAAAUAGUUGCUUUAUCAUAUGGUUUGAUUUGCUUAUCAUGGUUCUAUUUAACUUGAUCAAAUAAAAAAAAAACUCUGCCCAGUAAAACGCUAAAUCCUUGCUUUGUUCUGUUAUGUGUGUGUGUGUGUGUAUAUACACACACAUAUUAUGUGUAUAUAUACACACACCGUUAUCUGUAAUUUCAAGGUUGUAAAACCAAGUAUAUACAGUAGUAUUCUAUUUGAAGGUAUUUGUUUGCACUGUGUGUGUUGUGUAUCUGUUGUGUAUCAGCGUGACCUCUCAUUCUCCAAAUUACAUUAAAGAAAUGUUUACAUAUGAUGAAACAAUA